Molecule: messenger RNA, 795 nt
Organism: Strongyloides ratti
Lineage: Eukaryota; Metazoa; Nematoda; Chromadorea; Rhabditida; Strongyloididae
Product: Dolichol kinase
Exons: 5
Coding region: 1-795 (264 amino acids)
Biological process (GO): dolichyl monophosphate biosynthetic process
Cellular component (GO): endoplasmic reticulum membrane
Molecular function (GO): dolichol kinase activity
Source: RefSeq, a predicted model, not a curated record
AUGUUAUCGUCGAAAAUUUUUUUUGAUGAUACAUUGAUAUUAACAGCCUUAUUUUCUUAUACUUUCAUUGUUAUUGGAGCAUUUUUUAAUAGAAAUAGUUGUAUAAAGGCAAAUUUAUGGCUUGUUAUUGUCAUUAUUGGAGCUUUCAUACAUUUUUCUUAUCAAAUUAAUAUUUCAAUUAUUCAACUUCCAAAAGUUUUAUUUAAUAAAGUUUUUGAUGGGACUUAUAGAAGAACUCACUUACUUCUUUUAUGGUCUCACUCAAUGUUUCUAAACUUUGUUUUUUGUAAUCUUAUAUCUUCACAACAAUCUUCUUCAACAAUUCAUAGAAAAUUCUUUCAUUUAACUGGUUCUAUUAUAACUUUAUCUGGACUUUAUUUAGAUCCUGCUUUCACAAGACUUGCUUCAAUAUUAUCUAUUAUUAUUUACCUUAUUUUAGAGACAUAUCGUUCGCUAUCAAUAUAUCCAUAUAAAAAAUUAUUAAAUGGUAUAUUUUUAACAUUUUUAGAUGAUCAAGAUUCAAAAGAUUUAAUUUUAACACCAGUACUUUUAAUGAUAGGAUUAUUUUUACCAAUAAUUUUAUCACCAGUUUCUCCUGUGGGAGUAGGUGAUGCUGCUGCUGCAAUAAUAGGAACAAAAUAUGGUAAAAGAAAAUGGAAUAAAAUUUUACCAUUUAUUAAUAAUUCUUGUACAAGAAGAAAAAGUUUAGAAGGAUCUAUAGCUUUUGUUAUUGGAAGUAUUAUAACAUUGUACAUAUCUGAAUACAUGAUAUUAAAAAAUUAUCCUGAAGUAUGA